This is a messenger RNA of Drosophila bipectinata, 2653 nucleotides long. Its product is annotated as ATP-binding cassette sub-family B member 10, mitochondrial. Gene Ontology annotation, molecular function: ABC-type oligopeptide transporter activity; ATP binding; ATP hydrolysis activity. Gene Ontology annotation, biological process: oligopeptide export from mitochondrion. The record is from RefSeq and is a predicted model, not a curated record. Gene Ontology annotation, cellular component: mitochondrial inner membrane. Lineage: Eukaryota; Metazoa; Arthropoda; Insecta; Diptera; Drosophilidae.
CAAUGAAAAACUAUUUUCUUUAAAUACACAAAGAAACAUAAGCUAAAAUUAUUUGUAUAUUUAUAUAUUACUCGAUUAAUAAAAAAAAAAAGCUACACAGCACUGCCGGAGAGUGGACCGCCACCGAACAGCUGAUCGCGCAUGAAGAACUAACCAUCAGCAGCUGAUUAAGGUUUAUUUUUUGAUUUUCGCCAAUUCGAAAACAUUUUUCUCAAUUUUGGUUGAUUUCUGUUUAUGGUGCUGAAUGAAAACGAGUCGCUCGUAGACAGAAAUCACAAUGUUGUUGAAUUGCACGAGGCUAACACACGGCUGCACGACUCUCCGGGUCUCGCAAAUCUGCCGAGCAUCAUAUAACCACCAUCAUCACCUCCACCGACAGUAUCCGCAGCUGGGCCGGUGCCUGCAGCGAGGAUUGCGGACACCGCCGAGGCCACCAGCAACGGUGGCACCGUCCACCAGCUUAGGUGGCCACCACCAGCUGUUGUUCCAUGCGCUCCGUAUGCCGACGCGGUGCCUGCGACGCGGUCUGGCCCAGACUGCCAAAAAGAUUAGGUUGAUAGGCAAUGUUCCAAAGCGAGGAAAGGUACCCGUUACUUCACCAUUAACCGCCCCACCAAAACCUAAAGUCGACGUUCCUGCUACUAUGGGCCGAUCACAGUACGCACGCCUUCUAAGCCUGACCAAGUCGGAGAAAUGGGUGCUGACAGCGGGUAUACUAUGUCUGAUUGUCUCCUCGGCCAUCACCAUGUCGGUGCCCAUGUUCCUCGGCAAGGUCAUCGACGUGGUCUUCAACAAGGCGGGCAUGGACAGUGCCGCCGUUGCUCGACUGGGCGAGUACUCCAUGAUGUUGUUCGCGAUAUUUGUUUUAGGAGGAAUCGCGAACUUCUCCAGGGUCUACCUGUUUGGAAAUGCAGCUCUCAGGAUUGUAAAGAAUCUUAGAUCUCGGGUGUACAAAUCGAUGCUGAUGCAGGAGGUGGGUUGGUUCGACACCAAGGGCACUGGUGAACUAAUCAACCGCCUCAGCAACGACACCUACAUGGUGGGCAUUUCCCUGAGCCAGAACGUCUCCGAUGGACUUCGAUCCUUGGCCAUGAUUGGCGUGGGAACAGGCAUGAUGAUCUACACCUCGCCCCAAUUGGCGGCAGUAAGCGCACUGGUGGUGCCCGCCAUGGCUGGAAUGGCCAUCGUUUAUGGGCGCUAUGUUCGUAAGAUUACCCGCAAGGAACUGGACAAGUAUGCACAAAUCAUGAAGUAUGCGGAGGAGCGAUUCGGCAAUGUGAAGACCGUGAAGAUCUUUUGCCGGGAACAGCAGGAGGUGAAGGCUUUCGACAAAAAGCUGGACGAGGCUCUCCAAAUUGGUUACAAGGAAACCCGGGCCAGAUCCAUAUUCUUUGGACUGACUGGCUUCUCGGGCAACUUUAUAAUCAUAUCGGUGCUGUACUAUGGCGGCACCUUAGUUCUUCAGGAUCAAAUCAGCAUCGGCGCUCUGACCGCAUUCAUGCUGUACGCCGGCUACGUGGCCAUCUCGAUGAACGGUCUCUCCAAUUUCUACAGCCAACUGAACAAGGGCGUGGGUGCCUCGGAACGGAUCUGGGAGAUUCUGGACCGCGAAUGCUCCAUACCCAUUGACAAGGGCAUUGUACCGGACGGCAAACCGUUGGGUGAUGUGGGCUUCCAGAAUGUCUACUUCUCGUUCCCCACACGCGCCGAAUCUGCUGUCCUCUCGGACUUUUCGCUCAACCUACUGCCCGGCCAGACGACAGCGGUGGUGGGUCGAUCGGGAUCGGGAAAAACGACAAUAGCUCUACUGCUGCUCCGACUCUACGAUCCCCAGUCGGGUGCAGUGACUCUGGAUGGCAUCGAUCUGCGGACGGUGAAUCCCCAAUGGCUAAGGGACAACAUCGGAGCGGUUAGCCAGGAACCGGUUCUGUUUUCGGGCACCAUUCGCGAGAAUAUUCUGUACGGCGUGAAUCCCGGGGAUGAGCCCAACGAAGAGCUGCUUCAGCGGGUCGUGGAGGAGGCCAACAUUAGCCAGUUCACGGAUCAGUUGCCCGACGGCCUGGACACGAUGGUGGGCCAGCGGGGCAUGAUGCUAAGUGGCGGCCAGAAGCAGCGCGUCGCCAUCGCCAGGGCACUUAUUAAGAAUCCCACCAUCCUUGUCCUGGAUGAGGCGACCAGCGCCCUGGACGCCAUGUCCGAGCAACUGGUGCAGAACGCCCUGGAUCGGCUAGUCCAAGGCCGCACUGUCCUGACCAUUGCCCACCGACUGAGCACCAUCCGGAAUGCGGACCAAAUCGCCGUACUGAGUGACGGCAAGAUCGUGGAGCAGGGCAACUACACGGAACUGAUGAACAUCCCGGAGGGUGUCUUCCGGGAACUGGUUGCCACUCAGGCCUUUGGCAACCAGGAAUCGGCGCAGGAACCGGCCCAGGAAUAGCUCCAGGAAUGGAACUAGGGUGUGGGUUUUUAGUUUAGAUAUCUUAGUAUAAUUGUGUGAUCCGCCGCUGGCUGGUGGUGGUUUCGCUGGUGCAUCUCUGUUACCGGGCUAUGUGUUCAUAUAUAUGUAGUAUGUAUCGAGGUAUAUAUACUCAGAUAUAUAUAUAUAUCUUUUGUUUUUGAUUCUUUGUACAAUACAUGGACGAUGUUAAAGAAA